UGCAGAACCCCACCAAAGAAACGAGGGGCUGAAGAUUGUUAGUGUUAGCCCAUGCCCGCCCAAAUUGCGCCAUCAAGAUUCUUCUUGCUAGCAUUCGUCAUCCUGGCUAUCUCCAUCUUCAACCCAUCGUUGCUUUCUCGUAGUGUUGCUCGUCUCUCUCAACUGAAACACCACAUCUACCCGUCGACCGCACUUCAUCCAUCACAACACUUGUAUACGAAUUCGAAUCGAAGCAUACACACAAUGGCCUACGAGAAGGAAUUGGAGAUCGCUCUCCUGGCUGUUCAGCGAGCGUCCAUCCUUACAAAAUCGGUUUACUCGAGCCACUCCAAAGGCACGCUAUCCAAGAGCGACUCCUCCCCUGUCACAAUCGGCGACUUCGGCGCGCAAGCCCUGAUCAUCGCAUCGAUAAAGCAUGCUUUCCCUGAGGACGAAGUUGUUGGCGAGGAGGAUGCCAACGACCUGCGCAAGAACGACUCGCUCCGUGAUCUUGUCUGGGAUCUGGUACAAGCAGCGAAGCUAAAGGACAGCUCUGCCGAAGAGAAGAUUGGUGGACCCAUCAAGAGCGCAGAUGCUAUGCUGUCAGCGCUUGAUCAGGGAAACAGCGAGGGCGGCAGGAAGGGCAGGAUCUGGGCACUUGACCCCAUCGACGGCACAAAGGGAUUCCUGCGUGGUGGACAAUACGCUGUCUGCUUGGGUCUACUCGUAGACGGUGUACCUACCGUAGGUGUCAUCGGCUGCCCCAACCUCCCAGUCGACGACCAGGCUCCCCUCACCACCACUACCGGACAAGACGCAGAUGACAAGGAGGGCAAGGGCGUGCUGUUCGGUGCCGUGAAGGGACAGGGUGCUACAAGCCGACCGCUGAGCAAGGGUGCUCUCACAGAAGCAAAGGCCAUCAAGAUGAAGCCCCUCUCAGAUGUCACCCAAGCCACAUUCUGCGAAUCUGUAGAAGCCGGCCACUCAUCACAAGGCGACAACGCUGCCAUCGCAUCAAAGCUCGGCAUCACCAAGCCUUCAGUUCGCAUGGACUCGCAAGCCAAGUACUGCUCCAUUGCCCGUGGAGCCGGUGACUUGUACCUCAGACUGCCAGUCAGCAAGACAUACCAAGAGAAGAUCUGGGAUCACGCUGCCGGUGUGGUCCUCGUUCAGGAGGCAGGUGGUGAGGUCAGCGAUGCGUACGGCAAGCCUCUUGACUUUGGCCUUGGAAGGACACUCAGGGAGAACAAGGGUGUGGUAGCUGCGCCAAAGGAUGCGUUUGCAGAGGUUAUCAAGGUUGUCAAGGAGGUUUUGAGCGCUAAGGAAUAGAUAAUGUGAUAGUCUAAGCAAUGAUACACAUGUCUUUACACCAGAUCAUGCAGCUAUCUCAUGCAAGGAAAUGAGACAAGCAUUCUUCAGAGCAGUCAACAGAGGGCUGACUGAAGGAGAAAGAUUGGCUAUAAUACAGACAAGUUCAAACGAUUGAAUUGA
Alternaria alternata is the source of this 1470-nucleotide messenger RNA. Its product is annotated as 3(2),5-bisphosphate nucleotidase HAL2. Gene Ontology annotation, molecular function: 3'(2'),5'-bisphosphate nucleotidase activity. NCBI's taxonomy places the organism in Eukaryota, Fungi, Ascomycota, Dothideomycetes, Pleosporales, Pleosporaceae. Bases 52 to 1308 code for a protein of 418 amino acids. The record is from RefSeq and is a predicted model, not a curated record. Gene Ontology annotation, biological process: phosphatidylinositol phosphate biosynthetic process; sulfate assimilation. The transcript has a single exon.